Anopheles marshallii is the source of this 3681-nucleotide messenger RNA. It is a transcript of the gene smg, whose product is annotated as protein Smaug. Gene Ontology annotation, molecular function: protein binding; translation repressor activity; mRNA binding. The record is from RefSeq and is a predicted model, not a curated record. Gene Ontology annotation, cellular component: P-body. The transcript is spliced from 4 exons. Bases 1 to 3681 code for a protein of 1226 amino acids. NCBI's taxonomy places the organism in Eukaryota, Metazoa, Arthropoda, Insecta, Diptera, Culicidae. Gene Ontology annotation, biological process: regulation of DNA-templated transcription; negative regulation of translation; nuclear-transcribed mRNA poly(A) tail shortening.
AUGAAAUAUCCCGGCGGCAACCCAUCCACAAUGUUUUGCGAACAGGUUGGCACUGUGACGUCGCUCUUCGAGCAGUGGAAUGAUUGCGAACGGACAGUCGUGCUGUACGCGCUGCUGAAGCGCGUCCCAUUCGCCAAUCUAAAGUUUCUGCAGGUUUCGAUCGAUUAUAAUCUCGCGCAAAACUACAGCACCCAGGCUAAGCUGCAGCAGCUGGAAACGAAGGCCAACAGCACGAUCCUGCUGGGUAUGCUGGUGCAGCGUUACUAUCAGCUAAGCGGCCACAGCAGUGCCGCAGCCUCGCUGCUAAUCGGUGGCGCUCAGUUGAACAACAACAAUAACAGCAACAGUGUGAACAAUAAUCUCAAAACAAACACCGAAACGGGCACGCCGUAUGAGCUGCUGAAGAAAUCGUCCAGCCCGGCUGGGGAUGGUAGCGUACCAGUUGUCUUAAAAGAAUCUCCCGUCAUUAGCGCUACUACCAAUUCUUCCACGACAGCGACGAUACCACCGUCGGCACACAACCCACACGCGCCGAAGGGCGGUGGUGGCCAUGAGCAGCAGCUUCAGCGUGAACCGGAAACGAAGGAAGAUAUUUUAAAAGAUAUCCUCAUGUACCUGCCACUGCUGGCCCCGGGAAACGAUGAAGCCAAAAGUCUGUACAUGUCGCUAAUACCGGCAGCGGUAGAUGAUGCAUGCCGGCAGCUCGUACCGACCGAAAUUGUGCAGCAGACGCUGUCCUAUCUACUUAUACAUCCCGCUAUCACGAACGACGAUCGACGCGUUCUUAGCCACUGGUUGCGAUAUCUGGAAGAUUACAUUUCAACGUCGUACCUUCCGCCCGCUAGCACGGCAUCCGUCGUGAAGGGCCGCAACUUUUUUAACCUACAACAAGUCGCUGGAGUAACCAACGGUACAAGCAGCAGUAGCAGCAUUAACAGCAACGGUACAGCAGCAGUGCCCUGUACCACCAACCCACAUGUACAGUAUCUAUCAACAUCGACAAACUCUUCCAACGGAGGAGGAUUGGGUUCAAACUCAUGGACAAACGGAGCUUCAGCUCCGGGCUCGCAGAUCGUACCAGGUGCCGGUGCGGUUCAGCUUCCUUCAGCAGUGCACCACCUUCACCAGCAGCACCAGACGUCUGCGUCCGUGCUGUCGAAAUCGCAACAAAGCCUAAAUCAUACGACAACGACCGGCACCGUGUCCGGCGGCAACAGCAAUAAUAGCAAUAGUCAUAUCAACAAUAGUAGUAGCUCUAGCACGAGCUCAUCAUCCAGCUCAACCACCAGUUCCAGUUCCUGUCUGGAUAGUGCCGCGUCGCAGCUGUUGAAAACGGCGGCCUCUCCCAGAUUACCAGCGCAGCAGCAGGCAGCCGAUUGGGUACCCGAGCACGUAGAAGAGGGCAAAUCGGUGAACGAGUUUAGCAAGACGAUUGGACAGAGCUUGCUUGCAUCUAGUCAAUCAAUGAUGUGCAGCACCACUGGCAGCAAUGCUACUGGGAGUUCCCUAGUGUCGAGCAACGGUGGUGGUGGAGCUGGCAUUAGCGUGACACUACCACUACACAGUCAGCAGCAGCAACAACAACGGCCUACGGCGACGGGUAGUGGACCCACAGCCGAAAGUGCAACCUGCGAUACGCACCACGAUCUCAUGGCAGCCACGGAAUCGCUACUGUACGAUUCCACCGACGAGGAUCACAUUUCGUUCAGCAAAAAUGGGACCGAGAUAUUCGAUUACGAUUGUGAUUUCGAUAACGAGGACGAGUUUAACUAUAUAACGCGCAGUGCGGCUGCUAUCCGGGCAGCGGAAGCUGCCGCCCCGAAUGUCGUGUCGCUCAUUGCGUCCACUCCGGCUGGUUCCGGAGUCGGACCGGGAACGGCGGGACCAACGCAUACGACCGGUAAAAAGUUAGUCUCGUUCAAUAGUAACGUAAACGAUUUCUUGCGCGUGCCACUGCUCACUAACUUCGGCCAGCAUAGUCUUCUGACGUCGGCUGGCGCUAGCGUCGGUGGUGCACUGCUGGACCUAGAUCUGGACAGCACGCUGAUGAAAACGCGACGUUCCAACAGUCUCACCACCCCUUCCACCCUGUCUGCGCUCGGCGUUGGUGAGCUGAAUGCGCAGCAGAAGCAAAACAACGAAUGUCUGUCGGCGGAGAACCUUUCCAAUCUGCAACUGUUGCAGAACAAACCGCGCAGCUUCUCGCUGACGAUGGAGAGCCCACGGUCGUCGCUAGCAUCGAGCGGUUCCGAUACGCAGCUGGACGACUACAAGCAGGGCAGUGGUUUGAUGAAGCUGUACGGUGGACAGCCAAACAUCGGUAUGUCCAGCAUAGCGCACUGGCUGAAGAGUUUGCGGCUGCACAAGUAUGUGUGGUUGUUCUCGAAUCUAACGUACGACAAAAUGCUCGGCAUUACGGAAGAGUACCUGCAGAAUCUGGGUGUGACGAAGGGUGCCAGGCACAAGCUGGCCAUCUGCAUACAAAAGCUAAGGGAACGUUACGGUACGCUGUUGCAGCUAGAGAAGGAUCUGAUAGCGGGCCAAAAGGCACAACUUGGCAUUGUGCUGGAGGAAUUAACCAACAUCGUGCUAACGCCGAUGAAACCGAUCGGUAUGGAUCAAACGGAGGAUAUUGCUGGACAGUUUGUAAAAGUUUUGGAUCUAGUUGGUUCCAUCAUAGUAAUGCGACCGGUCUGUAACCAGCAGGACGAAGAGUACCUGAACAUUUUCCUGUGGAUUGUCGAGCGCGCCCUGCACAACGACGCCUUUAUUGCACACUCUGCCCAAUUGAAGGAUCAAAAGUACAAAGUGUCAAAGAUAAAGAUGCAAAUUGCGCCAAAGAGUGGACACUUCACGAAGAGUGUGAACGUUGCUGGACCUGGUAUGAACAAGCCAAGAUGGUCUGCAAACAACAAACAUAAACCAGUGAAUGUCAACGAAUCGCAAGCGAAAACACAUCGCAAAAGUUCAGUCCCGUACUUUGUACCACCGAGUCAUGCCGGUGCGGGUCAGCAAGCAUCCGUGUGUUCGUCGCAACAAACUCACUCCCAUCUACAGGGUGCAUCGUCGCAGGUCAUGGCGGCUCAUCAGUAUUUCCACCACGCUAGCGCCGGCAGCAAUGCCACCGGCAGCACGGCCAACUAUAACAAAAGCUCCUCCUAUCCUAGUUUCGCUUCUACUCUGCACAAUGGUAGCGGCGGGGCAGGUAAUGGUGGUGGUGUCAUGAAACCGAUAAUUACCAACAACCCGUCCAUCCAACAAACCAACCAUCACCAGCCACCGCUUCCCCAUAAGCAAACCACACAGGCUCCCUCGCUGCAACCGCCAGCGAUGCAGCAUCCAAACUUUAUGUUUCAUCGCCAUUCGUUGAGCAACAUUACGCAUCACCAUCACAAUACCAACCCGUUGGUACCUCCACCGGCCAUAUUCCUGAACAAUCUGUGCUCCGUGUCGGGUGAAAAUCGAUCCACCGUUGGGAAGAUUGUGGAUAAAGGAAACGUUGCUAUGAAACAGCUUUCCGGUGGGGGUUUAAUGUCUGGUGGAGAACAACCGCUGCUGACUAAGGAUAGUGGCCAGUGCGAUAACAGUAACAGUCAGAAUAACCACAACAGUAGCAUCGUUGAUAUCAACUCGCGACUCGAAUUUCUUUGUCGGCAGAUGACGGAGCAGGCGAUAAAUUAA